AUGACUAGGACAAUUACUCCGCCACCAUAUCCAUACGUCCCCAAAAUAAAGACCGAUAACGACCACGGUCGUAGGAAAUUACCCACCGUCACAUUUACAAAAGGUUCCCCAGAGCCUGUUUGUACAGGAAAUUGCGGAUCAAAAUGCAAGGGCCCCUUUUGCCGUGAGCCUUGUGAGCAUGAUUGCGGUGAUGAUGGGCGCGACUUCUUUUCUGAGAGCGACAGGACGAGACCUAAAAAUAUGCGUGAUUACGAUGUGCGGCGGGCUGAACUGCAUUCCGCAGCGGGGCGGUUUCACCGGUUGUUGAGUGCAAAUCGAGUGGGUGCGUGGGUCCGGACUGCGAUAAGGUUACGGGCCGAUGUUUCGGCCCACAAUGUAUUGGCUUUGGCUGCAAUGGACCCGACUUGUGAAAAUGGUAGUUGUAAGGGCCAUCGCUGCACUCCACUUACAUGUGAAGGCAAGAAUUGCGCGUCUGGAUUUUGUACGGGACCCGAGUGCGAGACAGGAAAGGAUGGCUACAGCGGAGCACAAACCGCUCGUCGAUGCACUGAACUUGUCACGAAAAUACAACUGAGUACGGCGAGUCGUGACAGGACGAGGACCGCUUGUUCCACGGUGACCGGGUGCUCUGUUGAACUCACGACUAUUACUACCACAACCACCAUGACUAGUACUUCUAUUAAAUUUGCAACUAUGAUGGAAUUCCAGUUGAUACGCCGCAGCACUAUAGUGGCUUGGGCCAGUACCUUGUAUACCAGAUGCACAGCCGGGAUGCCACUAGGAUUCAUUUUAAGCCAACCACGGCGAAAGGAGAAAUGCCGAGGAAAACUGCAAGUCCUCCAGGGGAGGGGCCUGACGUCGUAA
Molecule: messenger RNA, 864 nt
Organism: Paracoccidioides lutzii Pb01
Exons: 2
Coding region: 1-864 (287 amino acids)
Source: RefSeq, a predicted model, not a curated record